Molecule: messenger RNA, 2312 nt
Organism: Leptopilina heterotoma
Lineage: Eukaryota; Metazoa; Arthropoda; Insecta; Hymenoptera; Figitidae
Gene: eIF4H1
Product: eukaryotic translation initiation factor 4H-like
Exons: 5
Coding region: 122-967 (281 amino acids)
Molecular function (GO): RNA binding
Source: RefSeq, a predicted model, not a curated record
AAGGCAAUGUAAUGAUUGUAACUUAGAAAUAAUUGUUUGUUAUAUACCUUUGUGGAAGUGCCAUUUGUUGGGAGGUUGCUCGUAUGACCCGCGCGGUCCCGGUUAGUUUCGUGCAUCCAACAUGGCCGGUCGAGGUGGUUAUGAUGAUUAUAGAGGUAGGAAACCUUUACCUACGGAGCCUCCUUACACUGCUUAUGUCGGAAAUCUUCCAAAUGGAGUCGUUCAAGGAGAUGUUGAUAAAAUUUUCCAGGAUCAAAAUGUAAAAGGAAUUCGUUUAGUGAAAGAUCGUGAAACUGAUAGGUUUAAAGGCUUCUGCUAUGUUGAAUUUGAAAAUUUAUCUGAUCUAGAACAGGCUAUAGAACUUAAUGGACUUGUUGCUAUUGAUGGUAAUUCGGUAAAAAUAGAUGUUGCUGAUGGUAAGCGAAAUGAUCGAGGUGGUGGUUUUGACAGAAGAGGUCGAGGGAAUAGUGGAGGGAGCGGAGGAUUUGGAAGAAGAGAUGGAGGCGGCAGAGGUUAUGGAGAUGAUUACAAUAACGCACCCUCUUAUUCCAGGAGACUGGCCUACGACAGUGGAAGAUCAGGAAGUGGUUUCAGCGGUGAACCUAGAGGAAAUCGUGGGAACUACGGCCAAUUUAAUGAAGACGGUGGUGGUCGAGAGUGGUCUCGAGGAGGUGCUAGUGGUCCAGGAGGUGGUCGACCUGGUGGCAGUAGUUCAUUUAGUGGAAGACCAUCCCGUGGAGGAGGUGGUGGAGGUGGAGGUGGUGGUGAAAGAAAAUCCUACCAGGAUGAUGCUUACAUGAAAGAACCACCGCCAGACACAAGCGGAAGAAAACGUCUUGUUCUCCAACCUCGAACAGUGGCGCUUCCCCUGAACACAAUUGCAGAAUCGAGUAAAUCAAGCUCGAUAUACGGUGGAGCUAAGCCACGAGAGGAAAAACUCAAAACCGAGGACGGAGAAGAGAAGUAAAAAGCAAAACGAAUGUCUUCAAUAACCACUAUAUUAUCAUCAGUUCCCAUUUUCAAAACGGGAAUCGAUAAAGUAAAUCACCUUAAAUGAAAAAAAAAUCGUCAAAUAAGUAACGUUAAGACUCUUUCGACUUCCUUGUACAUCGUUGAGAAAACUCUCCAUAGAAAGAAGGAUCAUUUCAAUAAAAAAAAAAAGAGAGAGAUUCAUUUUUAUAAAAUUUGUGGAGGGAUUUUUUUCUCGAGACUAAUGUAUACAUAACGAGAAAAAAAAUAGGUCUAUGUGGUACAUAAUAAAAAUUUCAGAAAAUUAGCGUCAUUUUACAAUUUUCAUCACACACACAACAAAAAUUGUCAUAGAAAUGGAAAAGUUUUAUGCAAGGAUAUAAGAAAUGUAUCAACGUGUCUAUUUCAAAUAACGACGCUAUACAUGUGAGACAUGAUCAUUGAAAUGCUACAAUUUACAGGUACAUUUUGAUAUUCGUGUAAAUUAAAAAAAAAGUAAAGUUUGUGUCUGUUUGUAAUAACGUCAAGGGUACAUGUACAAAUUAUGAAAAAAUGUGUAAGUGCGCAUGGUGCAGUAAAAUUCACAAAUGCCUUGUUCUUGAACUUGAUCCUAAACAAUAAAUAAUAAUUUUAUUGAUUUUAUUGUUCAGGAGUAAUUUCAAAGCAAAAGGCAUUUGUAAGUUUUACGUACAAAAAUCUCCCUUUAAGCAUUUUACAAUUAUUUGCAAAUUAACAAAAAAAAAAAAAAAAUCGUACACACAUACACAAAGAAAUAAUUAAAAAAAAAAUACAUGACCGUGAUGCUCAUAUAAGAGAGUACAAAAAAAUCGAAAUAAUCCCCGUAAUCCUUACACCAUUUUUUUAAAAAUGUUUGUUUCGUAAUUCUAAUUUACUGUAAAAAUGUUAAUUAACUGGUAAAACGCUUAAACAAUUGUUGCUGGCCGAAAUAAUGCUUCGAAACAAUAAUUGUUUAGAGCAUCAAUUUAAGUGGAUAUUAUAAAUGCUCGGUAAAAAAAAAGUGAAAAGGAGAUAACGUCGAGUGAACAAAAAUUUAAAUGGCAAAGCCUUUUUAACAGUGUAUUAAUUUUUGUUUCCUUUCUUGUCAUUCGAGAAAUUGGACAAUGUUUACGAAAUUGACGUAAAAAAAUUAUGCAAAAUAAAUUUAAAAAAUCAUGGAAUUAAUCACGUUAUGUAAAACUACGCUUGUAUAUGGUACUAUUUCGUAAAUAAAGUAGUUACUACCGUGUAAUGUGUCGUGAGGGAUAAACAAAAACAACUGAUAAAAUCAUUAUUUAUAUAAUUUUUAUUGUCAAUUAAUACAAAUCAAAUGUAAUAUCACUUAA